Spinacia oleracea (spinach) is the source of this 1140-nucleotide messenger RNA. Its product is annotated as soluble inorganic pyrophosphatase 4. Gene Ontology annotation, biological process: phosphate-containing compound metabolic process. The record is from RefSeq and is a predicted model, not a curated record. Bases 232 to 915 code for a protein of 227 amino acids. The transcript is spliced from 9 exons. Gene Ontology annotation, molecular function: inorganic diphosphate phosphatase activity; magnesium ion binding. Gene Ontology annotation, cellular component: cytoplasm. Lineage: Eukaryota; Viridiplantae; Streptophyta; Magnoliopsida; Caryophyllales; Amaranthaceae.
UAAAAUAGCAGUGAAAGUGACAGAGAGCGGGAACGCGUUGCUCUUUCUCCUUCUUCCCAGCUUUCCUUUGCUUGAGCUCACAGUCAUUUCUCUUCCUUUCUCCUUUUUCUCUCUCUCCAUUCUUCCUUUUUUUCAAGCUUAUAUACCAAGCGAUCUGCAACAUUUCGAGAUCUGAGCUUCUUUCUCUCUCUCUCUCAAACAUCUUCCUCUUCUCAUUCACAGUUUCAAAACAUGGUUUCUACCAUUGAUACUGAGACUAAGACUGAAACUAAGACUGAGACAAAGGAGGUUGAGAAUUCGACAUACAAGUACUCCAGGCAUCCGCAAUUGAAUGAGAGGAUUCUUUCAUCCAUGACCCGUAGAUCAGUUGCUGCACACCCUUGGCAUGAUCUGGAGAUAGGUCCUGGAGCUCCUGUGAUUUUCAACUGUGUCAUUGAAAUAGCUAGAGGAAGCAAGGUGAAAUAUGAACUAGACAAAAAGACGGGUUUGAUUAAGGUUGAUCGUAUCCUUUAUUCAUCAGUUGUCUAUCCCCACAAUUAUGGAUUCAUCCCUCGAACUCUUUGUGAAGACAGUGACCCCAUGGAUGUCUUGGUUAUCAUGCAGGAGCCUGUUCUUCCAGGAUGCUUCUUGCGGGCUAAAGCCAUUGGAUUGAUGCCUAUGAUUGAUCAGGGGGAGAAAGAUGACAAGAUAAUUGCUGUUUGUGCUGAUGAUCCCGAGUACCGUCAUUACAAUGACAUCAAGGAGCUCCCACCACAUCGUUUGGCUGAGAUUCGUCGCUUCUUUGAAGAUUACAAGAAAAAUGAGAACAAGGAAGUUGCAGUUGAUGAUUUUCUGCCGUCGACUAAGGCUCAUGAGGCAAUCCAACACUCCAUGGAUCUUUACGCAAACUACGUUGUGGAGACCUUGAGGCGGUAGUAUUCUUUGAUCAAGUGGAUAUGGAAAAGUUUUGUAUUAUAAGCCCUCUGAAAUUGAACAAAGUAUUCAAACAGGUGUAUAACCUCUUCUGUUGAAAUCAAAAUCCAGUGAAAUGUAGAAACUUUGAUGACAUACUCUUAUUCCAUAUGCUUCUUUGAGUUGAAUUCUUACAUGUUUGUAAUAACAAUCUCAAGCAUUGUAAUAGUCCACAUGUGAAUUGUCUUU